UGUUGGCCGUUGGCGUCUCUUUUCCUCUCUCUCGGCGGUGCGACAUUCGCGUUUGCGUUUUCGAUUCGAUCGCUCCGGUUAAAAACGUGCUGCGGCAGGAACUGUAAAUCAUUACGCUCGGAAACGUGCUGCUGCUCGCACAGAAAAAACAGAAACUACGGAUAAAAGCGGAAUAUAGAGCUUGCCAAGUUCAAGUUUGUCCGAAACACAAAAAGUCGUAAAACGUAAAAAAAUAAAAAAAAAAAAAGAAUAAGUACAAAAUACAAAGGUUUCACCACCGCGCGCACGCAACAGCAACAGCAUUUUGUUAUUGUUGCUCUUUCCUGCCAAUUUUCGUGUGCGCUUUUGCCUUUUCCUUUAUCGUCUGUUGUUUUUAUCGACGCGUUCGUUCUCGCGUUCUUUCUCUUCUCCAGCCAGUGCGUGUGUGAGUGUGAUUCGUCCCCCCAAACCUAUAUACCUUUCUCCCUCGCUCUUCCACCGUUCGAUUCGUUUGUUGUUAUCCCCGCGCAAAAUAAAAUAUAAGAAACAUAAAAAUUUGCCCCGCAAGAUCAAGAUUUAAAACAGUAAAAAACCCUUUAUGCUAAUCAAUGAGCUGUGUCUAAAGCACAGUGGAAAAUUUCCGAAUUUCGCCAAGCGGCGACGUCAUCAGUGGUCGCUAUUAUUAUUCUUGUUGUUGUUGGCGCCCGUGGCCAAGUAAAAGGGCGUUGAAUUCGCUGCCCCGAAUGCCGAGAUUCUUGGAGCAUCCACAGUGGCCCCAGCAAGUUACCAAGCACACCAGCACCUCGAUGCCAUUACAUAUCCUGAUCAUCAAAUAGGCAGCUUUAAAUAUCCCUAGAUCCUCGGAUUGGACUUAAAUUAAACCAAAAACUAUACAAAAACACUCAAGAUGAGCUUCAGUUCGGCCAGCGGCAGGGAGAAUAAUGUCCGCAAAUUAUCCUUCCUGGGCUUUAAUACCAAAAAGAAGUCCGGCAAUGAGGAUCCCGACGAGGUUCUGCUGGACUCGGAAAUGGACAAGGUCUUUGCCGGCACCAGUUCGCGCAAAGAUAAGUUCGAUGUAAACACCUUCCAGGACAACACCCAGCUGCCCAUUGGAUCCCGCAAAAAGAAUAGCAUCCGCACAAACGAUCUGAAUAUAGAGGAGGACUCGGAGUACGAGAGCCAAACGGAGCCUUUGAACAAUGCACAAAACUACGAUGACAUCCCCGAGGACUUCCCCUUAGUCUCGGAGAGAGCUGGACACGGUGAUCACUCGGACAACUCGGUGGACGAGAAGCACGUCCAGUUUGGCGGCAAGAAGAAGAUCGUCGUCACCCCGCCCAGUUUGAGUUAUGAUGAACAGCCCACGGACCAAUCGCACGAACGUAAACGCAGAAGAAGCCGCCAUCAGUAUUAUAGACAACGUAAAUUCUCACAUCAGGACAGCGUGGAACCCAAAAAUAAGCUCGAGGAAAACGGUGAUGCAGGUGCGCGUCGCAUCUCUGUGCAGCCUGAGGACACGGCAUUGGAGACAAAUGGCCAAAUGCCGGCUAAACAGGAGGCUGAUCUCAACGAGCUGAGAUCACAUCGUUCGGACGACCCGCGUGCCUUGCGCCGACAUAAGAUUCAUCACUCAUCCAUCAAGUUGCGCGAGCUGCCACAGAUUACGAUUUCCCCUUUCACCAACAAGAAGCCCGAGGUGGACCAUAGUCCUCAUGAGGUCUUUGUGCAAUUGGACGAGCUUACGGGCGUGGGCGAGGAUCGCGAAUGGAAGGAGACGGCCCGCUGGAUCAAGUAUGAGGAAGAUGUGGAGGAGGGCUCUGAUCGCUGGGGCAAGCCCCAUGUUGCCUCCCUCUCCUUCCACUCGCUGCUCAAUUUGCGUCGCUGCCUGGAAACGGGCGUUGUCCUGCUCGAUCUCAACGAGAAGGAUCUGCCCGCCGUGGCCUAUCGCGUCGUAGAGCAGAUGGUGAUCGAGGACCUGAUCGACAUCAAUGACAAGCCCUCGGUGAUGCGUUCGCUGCUCCUGCGCCAUCGCCAUGUCAACGAACACCAGGGUGUGCUGCCCUUCACCAAGCGGAAGUACAACAGCUACACCAGCCUGCAGCAACUUAUACCCAAAUCGUUUCUUUGGAUGGGUGCCGACUCCUCCCACCAGCAAUACCAACAACAACAGCAGGCCCAACAGCCACCUCGCAAUUUGGCCAAGGCCCGGAGAAGCAUCUGCGUAACCUCCAGUGCCCCGCCCACGGCGGCGAUGCUGAAUGUGGCAACUGCCACCGCUGCAGCGGCAGCGAUUGAUCACCGACGCCACUCCACGAUGUCCUACCUGGGUAAUUUGUCUGGUGGCACGGAUGACAAGAAGAUCAAGAUCAUGCCGGCCAACGAGAUUGGCGGCAGUAAACGCAGCAAUGAGCUUAAGAUCGACAUGAAGGAUGAUAUGUACUCCUCGUCGCAGGAGGAUCUCAAGAAGCUGCAGAAUGACACGAUCCUCAAGAGAAUUCCAGCAGGAGCUGAAGCCACCACUGUCUUGGUUGGUGCCGUGGAGUUUCUGGAGCAGCCCACCAUUGCCUUUGUCCGUCUGUCGGAGGGUGUCCUGAUGCCCACCUUAACAGAGGUUCCUGUCCCCGUGAGAUUCAUGUUUGUGCUUUUGGGACCGCGUAACUUUGACUUGGACUACCAUGAAGUGGGUCGUUCCAUCUCCACGCUGAUGGCCAACGAGCACUUCCACUCCAUUGCCUAUAAGGCUGAUGAUCGCAAGGAUUUGCUAUCGGCCAUCAAUGAGUUCCUGGAUGAUUCCAUUGUCCUGCCGCCCGGUAAUUGGGAUCGUCACGAUCUGCUGCCCUUCGAGGAGUUGAAGGCCAAGAAGGAUUGGAUCCGCACGCGUAAGAUCAAGGCGCUGCAGGUGAAGCGGGACAGUGAGAUGAUCAAGAUUGGCAAGGAUGAGGAGAAGGCAUUGCUAGAGAAGCAAACGCUGGGAGCUAUCGGAUUUACGAUUGGCGGUGGCGAUGGAGGAGGUGAUGGCGGAUCGGAUGACGAAGAUGGCGGAAAGAAGAAGAAGCCCAGUCCGCUGGAGAAGACUGGCCGUUUGUGGGGUGGUCUAAGGAACGAUCUGAAACGAAGGAUGCCCAUGUACAAGAGUGAUAUUCUGGAUGGCCUGAACACGGAAACCCUGGCGGCCACCAUCUUUAUGUACUUCGCUUGCCUUUCGACCGCCAUCACUUUCGGAGGUCUCGUUUCUGCCAAGACCAACAGCUGGAUUGGUAUCUCGGAGACGCUGAUCUCUUGCUCCCUGGUGGGCAUCGUCUUCCAUUGUCUCUCCUGCCAACCGCUUGUGAUCAUCGGAACGACUGGACCGCUGCUGCUCUUCGAUGAAGCUCUAAUGGUUUUCUGUACGAAACAUGAAUUUGAUUUCCUAUCCUUGAGAGUUUACGUCGGUGUUUGGUUGAUCAUAAUAUCCCUGACGGUCUCUGCUUUCGAGGGCAGUGUCUAUGUGCGCCUCUUGACGAGAUUCACCCAGGAGAUAUUCUCGGCACUGAUCACGCUCAUCUAUAUUGUGGAAACGUUUAUGAAACUGGUUUCGAUCUACAAAGAGAAUCCCCUGCUGCCGGACUACAAUCUCCCGCCGCCGACGCUGGUUGCCCAUGACCAUGCCACCAAUAGAAGUCUUUUCAAUGCAACCGCCGGUGUGACAGCAAAUAUUACUCAGAUGGUGAUGAAUAUCUCCACGACGGCCAUGCCGAUUGGUCCACCACCGUUGCCCAAGAAUCAGCCGAACACUGCACUCUUCUGCACCAUCCUUACGUUGGCCACUUUUGUGGUCGCCUACUACCUGAAGCUCUUCCGUAAUUCUCACUUCUUGGGUCGCAAUGCUCGUCGUGCCCUCGGAGACUUCGGUGUGCCCAUUUCCAUUGCCAUCUUCGUGCUGGUGGAUUACCUGGUGCCUGCUGUGUACACGGAGAAGCUGGUGGUUCCGGAGGGUUUGUCGCCCAGCGAUCCCUCCAAGCGUGGCUGGUACAUCGGCUUCGAUACCUCCUCCACGUGGAUACCAUUUGCCUGCGUAGUGCCCGCCCUGCUGGUCUAUAUCCUUAUCUUCAUGGAAUCGCAGAUCUCCGAGUUGAUUGUGGAUAAGCCCGAUCGUGGUCUAAAGAAGGGUUCUGGCCUGCAUUGGGACAUUGUUCUGCUGUGCCUGCUUAACUGCGCCUGUGGACUGUUUGGCAUGCCUUGGCAUUGUGCUGCCACUGUAAGAUCGGUGACCCAUGUGUCCUCCGUCACCAUUAUGUCACGCACCCAUGCUCCUGGAGAAUCACCCAGGAUCGUUGAUGUGAAGGAGCAGCGUCUGUCUGGAUUCUUUGUGUGCCUGAUGAUUGGUCUCUCAGUGCUGAUGGCUCCGCUUCUGCGACUGAUUCCCAUGGCCGUGCUCUUCGGAGUCUUCCUGUACAUGGGUGUGGCCUCCAUGAGCGGAGUGCAGUUGUUCGAGCGAAUAAGACUGUAUUUCAUGCCAGUCAAGCAUUAUCCACCCACGCCAUAUGUGAAGCGUCUGCGUCCUUGGAAGUUGCAUUUGUUUACCACCAUCCAGGUGCUGUGCCUCGUGCUCCUGUGGACCGUGAAGUCGUCCCAGUUCUCGCUGGCCUUCCCCUUCUUCCUGAUCAUGAUGGUGCCCAUACGCCAGAACUUGACGGCGCUUUACAAGCCAGAGGAAAUGCAAGCGUUGGAUGGCAGCGAGAUGAAGAAGAACGAUGACGAUGAGCCCGAUUUCUAUGAACAAACCAACAUACCAGCCUAGGAUUGGUUUGCUUGGAACUUAAUUAGUGUUAGAUUGAAAGUAUUAAAGCCAAGCCACGUUUUACGCUGGCACCCAAAAACAAAAACACAAAAACAAAAACACAAAAAUCAAAUCAUAGCAAAAGCAAAGCAAAAACAAAACUAAAACAAUACAAAAUACAAAUACGAUAUAUAUUUGUUGCGAAAUUCUGGUGUGAAAGCGUUAACGAACUACCUGCAAUUAGUAUUUAGAGACAAGCCACAUACAUACACUACACACACCUGAACCACCCCAUCGCGUAUAUACAUAUAUAUACAGAUAUACAUAUUUGUAUAAUAUAUAUAGAUAUAUAGGCGGGGUGUUUGCACCUUGUGAUUGUAAGAGGUUUGGAGCUGCAGAAGAAGGCGGAAACGUGUACCUAAAUUGCAACUGAAAUCAAGAAUUAGAUUAUUAACCAGGAUGUCUUGGGGGCAGAGAGAGCAAAAGCAUAUUUUUGAGGCCAAAACCAAAAAUGGGUUGAUGGUUUAUCAAAUUUGGAAAUCGUUACCUCUGACUUGUCAGGACUAGACAAAUAUCCUUCCCACGGAAAGGAGAGUCACAAAUUUGCAUCACAAACACACAAAAGGAAACCAACUGGAGGAUGAAGUUAUUUAUUCAGUUGGAUAAAUCGCAUGUAUUAUUAGCAAUAAUUGCAUUUGCAUAUAUACACAAAAACUAUUAGAGAACUUGGCUUAGACCUUAUCAAAUCGAAGCAAUCCCAGCGUGGAAAACUAUGAGAAGCCCAUAAACUAUAUUUAAACUUCAACUGGCGUAGUGAUAAUUAGUGUCAAACACACACAAAACUUAAUCCCCCUCCUCCUAAAAUCGAACGAACAACAAUUGUUUAUAACUAAAUCGAUGUUUGAACUUCAGCCGGAGCUCUCUUUUAAAGUGAAUGCUCUGCGUGUGAAGUGGCCGCUGUAAGUUUGCCUUCUUUGUAAUUGUAGUCAGGUUAUUGAAACACCCACACACACACACACAAAAAUGAAACACACACAUUGUACUUGUACAUGACUAUGUUAUAUAUACACCAUACAUAUACUAUAUAGUACGUUUCAAAGAUUAUUCGUUCGGAGCAGCCUCGAGCUGAGAGCCUAACCCAAACUAUUUUUAUGUAACUUGUAUGUAUGAACUUGUACUUACUUCUAAGUAGUUGUUGUCUAGUAUUGUUUAUUCAAAUUCAAAUAAAAAUUUAAAAACCUAA
Messenger RNA from Drosophila eugracilis, 5981 nucleotides. It is a transcript of the gene Ae2, whose product is annotated as anion exchange protein 3. The record is from RefSeq and is a predicted model, not a curated record. Bases 887 to 4759 code for a protein of 1290 amino acids. The transcript is spliced from 16 exons. Gene Ontology annotation, molecular function: solute:inorganic anion antiporter activity; monoatomic anion transmembrane transporter activity. Lineage: Eukaryota; Metazoa; Arthropoda; Insecta; Diptera; Drosophilidae. Gene Ontology annotation, cellular component: plasma membrane. Gene Ontology annotation, biological process: monoatomic anion transport; bicarbonate transport; transmembrane transport.